Messenger RNA from Ailuropoda melanoleuca (giant panda), 3784 nucleotides. RefSeq names its product zinc finger protein 354C (gene ZNF354C). Gene Ontology annotation, molecular function: DNA-binding transcription activator activity, RNA polymerase II-specific; RNA polymerase II cis-regulatory region sequence-specific DNA binding. Gene Ontology annotation, cellular component: chromatin; transcription regulator complex; PcG protein complex. Gene Ontology annotation, biological process: regulation of transcription by RNA polymerase II. The coding region runs from base 1334 to 3004 and encodes 556 amino acids. NCBI's taxonomy places the organism in Eukaryota, Metazoa, Chordata, Mammalia, Carnivora, Ursidae. The record is from RefSeq and is a predicted model, not a curated record. The transcript has 7 exons.
AAAACAUGUGGAAAGUCUUCCAACUGAAGUUCAUUCCAUAGUCAAUUUCGAAAGACUCAUCCUGGGCAGGAAGUGAUGAAGAGUAGUUAAUUGUGAGUUAAACUUCAGAAUGUAGACCUCCUCAGACAUCAGAGACUUCAUGAUGCAGCAUUCCUGGUGAGCGUUAUGUCACAGAACAUACAGCAGAUUCCAUUUAUAUAAAGAUCGGAAACCUUGCAAAAAGAAACACUUAUUGUGGAAUACAAUACCAGCAAGCUAAGCAAGGCAAAUGCGUUGCACAAUUUAGACAAAUGACGGGAGCAUUGUGGACCGGGCUUCAGAAAUUCUGGUCAAAUCUCUCCUCAAGCUAAGUGUUGGGCAUGUGGGUAUUGGUUUCUUGUUUAAACUGUACCUAUGCAUUCAUCAUCUGGGUAUGCUACGCAUUAAAAUAAAAACCCUAACUAGCUGGUGGGGAGCUGUGGCGCACGGAUCCUCCUAAAGGCGUCUAAAUUCGGGUUUUGUUUUUUCAAAUCACCUUGCCUGUCUAGCACAACAAGCCCCCGGGAAGAUGCAGGCGGCGCGCACUGCGGGGAGACCACCCGCCUUACUCGUCACGCGUGCGGCCUCGCGUUCCCGCGGACUUCCCGGGGGCAGACAAGAGGGUCGCGUGAGCUCGCUGGGGGCAUCUCCCGGGGGUCGCCCAGCCGCCUUCUGGGAAAUGUAGUUCAGCGCGCGUCCGAGGCAUGCCGGGAGUAGUAGUCCUGAGGCUAGCACGGCUCCGGGACUGCUCCCGGCCUUUUUGGGGCCGGUGGCGCGGGUGACCCCGGCUGCGCUGGGGCGGCCUGCCUGGGGCGGAGACCUCCCGGGGGCCUCUUGUCCGCGGCGGUGGAGCCAGCGCCUGCCUCGUGUUGGGUGGGGAGCGCGGAGCCGGGCGGGGCCGCGCGCGGGUACCCGGAGUCGCGGCACGGCCCGCGUCGGGGGCCGGUCCCAGCGACCCGGGCGGCGGUGCGUUGCGGGCGUCGCAGGUCCCCGGGAGACGCGCGGGGAAGGGAGCGCCCUGCCAGGUCGCUCCGACUCCGUAAGUUCGCAGCCUCUCUCGCAUCUGUAAAAUGGGGUAGCAAUACUUUUCAGAGUCCUUGUGAGGUGUAGAAACAGUACACGCAAAGCACCCCCGACGCUGGUGUGGAGGAGGCAUGCAUCACGGAGUGUCUAUGGUUACUCCUACAGCAGCUUCCCUCACUUGGCUGAGGUGCCCAGCCCCAGAUGACACCCCACACUCAGCUGGCCGAGCUCUCACGCCAGGCCUACCCUGUCGGCAGUCUGCACUCCCUCGAUAGAAAAACAGAAGGAAAGAAUGGCCGUGGAUUUGCUGCCCACUAAGGUGACAGAGUCUGUGACAUUCAGGGAUGUGGCCGUGCUCUUCAGCCGCGACGAGUGGCGGCGCCUGGACUCCACGCAGAGAACCCUGUACCGGGAGGUGAUGCUGGAGAACUACGGCACCCUCGUCUCGCUGGGGAUUCCGUUCUCAACGCCGAAGGUGAUCUGCCAGUUGCAACAAGGAGAAGAUCCCUGCGUGGUGGACAGGGAACUCCCUCAGGACGCCUGGCCAGGUCUCAAGACUCAGCCUGAAAUGGAAGCCUUGCCUCCCAGACAGGGCAUUUCUAUAGAAGAAACAUUUCAGGGAAUGAUGAAGAAAAGGUCCAUUAAGUGUAGUCACUGGGACAACAAUUUUGGACAAGCCUUGGGAUUUGAGAGCGGGACGGAACAGGAGCAACAGAAGAAACCUCUUCGGCAAGUCAUGGCCCCCCACAAAAAGCCUGUGAGUGGAGAUGGAAAGCAGACAAGUGUUGAACUGGGGAAAGGCUUACUUCUAAACACAAUUCUUGUUACACAGCAGAGUGUUCCUAUAGAAAAGAUACCCAAUUUAUAUUACACCUUCGGGGAAGAUUUUAAACAGAAUUUUGACCUAAUGAGAUGCUUCCAGAUUUACCCAAGAGAAAAACCUCAUAUUUGUCAUGAAUGUGGGAAAAGCUUCACCCAGAAUCUCCAUCUGAUUGAACACCGGAGAAUUCAUACCGGCGAGAAGCCCUACAGAUGUGACGAGUGCGGGAAAACCUUUAGCCACAGAUCCUCCCUUCUUGCCCAUCAGAGAAUCCAUACAGGAGAGAAACCUUACAAAUGUAAUGAAUGUGAGAAAGCGUUCAGCAGCAGUUCAACCCUGAUCAAGCAUCUGAGGGUACACACCGGAGAGAAACCCUAUCACUGCAAGGAAUGUGGGAAAGCCUUCAGCCAGUGUUCAACCCUCACCGUACAUCAGAGAAUUCAUACCGGUGAGAAACUCUAUAAAUGUGCCGAAUGUGAGAAGGCCUUCAAUUGUAGAGCAAAACUUCACAGACACCAAAGAAUCCAUACUGGGGAGAAACCCUAUAAAUGCAGUGAGUGUGGGAAAGGUUACAGCCAGUUCGCAUCCCUGGCUGAACACCAGAGGCUUCAUACCGGGGAGCAGCUGUGUAAGUGCUUGGAAUGCGGGAGAACCUUCACACGCAUCUCAACCCUUCUCGAACACCGGCGAAUUCACACCGGCCAGAAACCCUAUCAAUGUAACGAGUGUGGGAAAACCUUCAACCAGUAUUCCUCCUUCAACGAACAUCGUAAAAUUCACACCGGGGAAAAGCUCUACACCUGCGGAGAAUGCGGGAAAGCCUUUGGUUGCAAAUCCAACCUGUACAGGCACCAGAGAAUUCACACUGGAGAGAAGCCCUACCAGUGUAAUCAGUGUGGGAAGGCCUUCAGCCAGUAUUCGUUCCUCACUGAACAUGAGAGAAUCCAUACCGGGGAGAAGCUCUAUAAGUGUAUGGAGUGCGGGAAGGCCUACAGUUACAGAUCAAACCUGUGCAGACACAAAAAAGUGCACACGAAGGAAAAACUCUAUAAAUGGAAGGAAUAUGGGAGGCCUUUGAUCUACAGCUCCUCCCUUACUCAGUAUCAGAGAUUUCUUAGAGCAGAUAAGCCCGGUGAAGUUUAAUUCUUCUCUCAAGUAAUUCGAGACUCUUCGUUGGAGAAUAAUAAAUAGGGCACAGACUCUGGAUUGGAAUAAGUCUUUUUUUUUUACUUCUGGAGAAAAUAUUAUACUAGUUCCUGCUAAGUCAUGGUGAAAUUGAUCAGUGGGAUUAUGAAGAGCACUGAUUUGUCAAAUUUUCUAAGAACGAUUAAAUGCUAAUAAGGUUUCUAAGAACAUAGAAAAAUUUUUCAAUUUGUAGAAAAAUAUAAAAGGCCUAACUUGAAAAAACAUGAAAAUAAUGGAGUAUACAUUCUGCUUCUUUCAUUAGAGUUUAUUCCCUUUCUAAGAGCAAGCUUCAAUAUGAAUUUUCUUUUAAAUAUAGUCAUUGAGUUAAUAAUGUGAAUAGGCGUGAGGCUGUAUUUGCUAAAAUGGCAGGCAAACACAGGACAUGUGCUUUUCCAUAAAGAGAAGCUCAAGGUAAAAAAGAAUUCUUUAAAUUCAAAUUUGCAUGUGGAAAUAAUGAAGCUUACUUUUUAUGAACUGCCCAGCAGCAGGCUAUCUAUAUAAAUAUAUGUAUGUGGACAUAGGACAUACAGACAUACACACAUAGCUUUAGAAUAUAUGUAUAUUUUUCCCAGAAGUCUCUGAUGAUUAAAAAAUGUGGUUUCAUUAAUUUAGAAUUAGUUUUCAAAAUUAAAAUUUUGCCCAAAAGGAAUUUCUUUUCCUUUUCCUUAGAUUAUUUUUUUUUAAGAUUUUAUUUAUUUAUUCGACAGAGAUAGACAGCCAGUGAGAGAGGGAACACAA